This is a messenger RNA of Pocillopora meandrina, 3343 nucleotides long. Lineage: Eukaryota; Metazoa; Cnidaria; Anthozoa; Scleractinia; Pocilloporidae. The record is from the annotation of a GenBank genome assembly.
AUGGCGCUAUUCCUUUUUCUCUCAGCUCUCCUGUUGCUUUGCGAAUCUUCGCAUGAGACAAGUGCUCAUGAAUGUAAGACUGGGGCAGAAUAUUCUGUCAAGGGCAUGAUGUUGAAGAGUCACAUAUACAAAACGAUGAGCGUAUCUCUCGGUCAUGAGUGUUUAAAGGCCUGUUACAGAGACGUCGCGUGUCAAAGUUUCAAUUAUGUUCUCUCUCAAUCCACCUGUGAGUUCAGCAAUAGGAUCCAAGAGGCCAGACCUGAGGAUUUUGUACCGGAUUCCAACAGAUACUAUUUCAAACGAGACAGAGAACGAGGUAAAUGUACAGUUCUGAAGGAAAAUGUUGAAGUUUAAUUAGAAAAGAAAGGUUGAUCUUUUUACCUUUCUUUUCUCAGUCCCCUUGGGCUCCAUUCCAGAGUUGCCCGCUGAAUCAUGUAAAGAAAUCAAGGCAAGUGAAGGUGGAAAGGCGUUUAGCGGGAAAUAUUGGCUUAAUUCUGUUGUAAAAGAUAAGUCUGUACUUGCCUACUGCGACAUGGACACAGAAGGUAACUACUUGACGGAUACUUUUUUUGCACUAUUCGUGCGAGUGACCUUUUCUGUAGGUGGCAAACACAGUAAAUCCUCAACAGUUCCAUUGAAUCCCCAUAAACUUUAGCAGCAUCCUUUUUAUCCUUGGAACUUUAAGACAGAUUUAGCUAGAAAUUAGUUCUGGGGUGAUUGUGGGAAGUCAUUUAGUAAGUAGAAAGGAAUGACUAAUUGAUAGUAAUAGUCAUUCUUCUGAAAGCUGAUUCUUCAUGUUUUUUCGGUUUUCCUCUGCUGAAUAUAGAUGCAGACGAGUGCAGUGCUUCAGUCCCUAUCUGUGCCGUCAAUGCUUCAUGUCAGAAUCUUCAAGGCUCGUACAGUUGUUCUUGUAACCUUGGUUUCAGUGGAGAUGGAAAAGUCUGUACUUGUAAGGAUAUAACGUAAUUUGACAAGGGCUAGGGGGGCUAUCCGUGAAGAAGAGUGUUAUGAGCUUCUAAGCGCCUCAUAAAAAUAACUAUAUCAGUGGCUUGUAGUACUUGUCACAUGAGGUCAGAGCUCUUCAUCACUUCUGGAGAGAUUGUUCAGACUAUUGAAAGAGUUACGGUUAAAACUAUAGAGAUGAUGGUUUCUGCAGUGAAGUGAUCAAUAGAAAAAGUAAAUAUCUAAGUUGAAGUUUACGGGGCUGUUCACUCUAAGUCGUGCUAUAGCCCUAAUGAUGGCGUGCCUCAUAAUAAGUACUUAAUGUUUGAAUAGACAGAUAGAUAUACUUGUAAAUAAACAACUCUUAGAGAUGUAUAUAUUCUAUAAAAUACUCUCCAGAACCAUUAACAGAAAUGACACUCACUGAACGAAUCAUAGGGCAAGUCAGGAAUAUCACACCCACUCGUUUAAGAUAAUGGUUUUUCCUUCUGUGGAUAUGCAUGAUUAUUUGAUAGAUGUGGAUGAGUGUGCAAGCAACCCUUGCACUAAUGGUGGGACAUGCGUAGAUGGUAUCAAUGGCUACACCUGUACCUGCCCACCAAGUUAUCGAGGGAAUCGAUGUGAAAAAGGUCAGUAUCUAUUUCAGUGAUAAUUAAAUGUAACAGUUGUUACACGUAUGAAGAAAAAUGAAGAAAAGAUCAGAAACAAAAGGGAUAAAGAGCGUCUGUAAUAAAGAAAGCCUACGGAAUAUUGGUAAUAAUCAAAACUAUAACGAAUUCUCGAUUAAUUAUCACCAGUCCGAUCUGAGCUCUAAUAGGACAGUGUACGCGUCAUGCUUGUGAUUGGAAGUGUAAUGGGACAGUUAAAGGGACAGUUAACAGGUCAUGCCUAUGUAAGUGGACAGAACGCGUCAUGUGCGCGCGCUUUUGUCUCGCAUUACACCUAGUUUACAGUUUUUUUUCUCUUUUAUGAAACAGUUGGCUGUGCUUUGACUUUAAAGAGUGUUGGAAAUCCUGUUACUCAACACAAUCGAUCUCCCACUCAAGGAGCGUGGAUGAAAGACCCUCUUGGUGUCAUGGGUAACGACACCAUAUUCGUCAUGCAAAGUUAUUACUCAAACGACAACGUUGAGGAAUUUGAAAACCUCAACAAGUUCAAAGCAGGAGUGGUCCGCAAGAAUUACACUCUGCCCUUCAAAUGGGAUGGAACAGGGGCAGUGGUGUAUGGAAAUCACCUCUAUUACAAUAGGUUUUUCCUACCUUCAUUACUUUUUCGUUUUCAGUUAUUUAUUUAUUCUUGUUGAGAAUUUAAAAUGUUAAAGUUCAAAGUCAAAACAAAUAGGAGACGAAUUCGUUGCGCCCACUCUCCUUGAUUGACUUUUCUUCCCUUGAUCACUGGGCAAUUGAAAAAAGAGAAUUUUUUGGUUCAUUUGAUUACUAAAUUAUUGGCAACCCACCACCGUGAAUAUUUAGUGCAAGUGUUUCGGCUUAUUUUCUAAUCUAUUUCUGGAAACUUUUCUCAUUCUAUUGCAGGGAAAAUAGCCAGUUCAUCAUAAAGUAUAAUUUGUUCACCAGCAACAUCGAUAACCAUAUUACUUUAAGCGGAUACUCGCCAAGAAGUAUUACCUACACGUGGGGUGGAUACAGUGGGGUUGACUUGGCAGUAGACGAAAAUGGUUUAUGGGUAUUGUGGGGCAACACAGGGAAUGGCAGUCGACUGUCCGCCUCCAAGAUUGAAGGGGAUGUCAUAGUAAACAACUACAACUUGGCUACAGGUAAGUCAUUUUAGAGAUCAAAGGCAACAUAAUUCAUAAUUCGUAAUAGUUCCUUCAUGGGAUGCGACUUUUAUCUUUUUAAAAGAAACAUGAUUACAGUUAUAAUUUUAUAGCGAAAGUCAAUGUGGUUUUAUUAUUAUUAGGUCGCGUUUAUUAUUUUUUUUUUUUUACACGCCGCUUCUUCACCAUCGCCCUUAAAUUCUCAUUUUAAUUGAAACUAUUAUCAAAAUUAAGGCACUUAAAAGGGUGCUCAGGAUUUUUUCACUUUCUAUUCUAUUUUGCUGAGAAAUUGACUUCUUUUCAAUCGAAGUUAUUUCGAAGUACAGAGGAGAGGCAACUGAUUUUACAAGUUAUUUCUUUGUGUUGGUUGUUAUCGCAGAACGUAUGAACUCGAUGGGUAACGCCUUCAUAGCUUGUGGAGUGAUCUACUGCAUCGACAGUUAUAAUAGCAAUCCCACAACCAUCAACUUUGCCUAUGACACAAAGACUGGUAAUCAAUGGAACCCCAAUAUACAGUUCACGAACCAGUAUGGAUACAAUUCUAUGGUAGACUACAAUCCCAAAGAAAAGCUUUUGUAUGCAUGGGACAAUCACAAACAGCUCACUUAUUCCCUCACUUGGAAUUGA